GAUCAUGACUAGUGACAGACGCCAGUUAUGGCAACUUACUGAGAGUGUUUCCGCUCGUCUAAGUGACAUAUUUCAGCGUUUAGUCAUCUCUGAAUGUUUAUGACGUGCGGAUCAUGACGGCUAGGUUUGCAUUGCGACGUCAGUUCCUGCUGCUUCUAGUGAACGAUCGUUAGUCGAAAGCUAGGAAUCACAGGGCCAUUUUAGACCAAGGCGUGCAAUUUAAUCGCUACUGCUCCCCUUGCAUCACUUAGCCAGAAGCGAGAAUCGCAGUCCUUCCUCCUUAAGCUAGUUAUCAUUGAUUCUCAACUAUGCCAGAGAAUGGAGAGGAAUCCUCCAACGACACAAGAUGGCCAAACGCCAUUCCGUACGUCCUUAAACUCGGAAACUUCAUGGAAACCUCGUGGAAGCACUCAGUAUCCCUGCAAGCCUCUAGUACCGUCUACCUCACCAUCCUAGUCGGCCCGUUCUGCCUGGCCGUUUCCAUCUUCUUCUGCCUCCUCUUCUCCCUCCUCCACCUCCAAUCCACCCCCACCGGCUUCCCUUCCUCCCCGUCCUGCCGAUUCCCGGGUCCCACAACCCUCGUCGCUUCCCUCUUCAACCAGUGCUCCACGCUCCCACCCACCCCGGAGCCAUGGUCGCCUGACGCCUUUCUCGACGAUCCCGAGGUGGCGGCUCAGAGGCCUGAAAUGGACGCAGCGUGCAACCUGUGGGAGGGGAGGUGGAUCUACGAGCCGGAGUCGUACCCUCUGUGGACGACUGGGUCGUGCCCGUGGGUGGAGACGGGGUUCGAAUGCGAGGCGCUGGGGAGGCACGACACUGACUACAUGAAGUUCAGAUGGCAACCGCACGGCUGCAAUCUACCCAGGUUCAAUGCUUCGGACAUCCGAAGGCGGCUAAAGGGGCGCCGGCUAGUGUUUGUGGGCGACUCGUUGUGCCGCAACCAGUUUGAGAGCGCUCUGUGUCUCCUCGGCAUCGACCUCCCCAACGUGUCUGCUGUCAUCGAGCGCACAGGCAACAAUCUGACCAGGAAGGUUGACACGAUGGUGUAUGACUUCACAGACUUUGGAUUCACGGUCGAGUACCACCUCUCGCACUUCCUCGUCGGAUUCCACAGGGCUCCGGCGGAUGCCCCGCCACAUAUCGGAGCAGUGGUCAACACGGACACGGUCGAUCCUCUUUUCGCUCGGAGGUUGUUCGAUGAAAAUCCCGAGGGACUGAUACUCGUGCUGAAUGCGGGCCACUGGUUCACUCCGUCAAAGAUCUCGCAUCAGAAUGUUUCCUUCCUGGUGAACAACCAGACUCGCCCCGACAUCGAUGAGACUGAAGGGUUUCGCCUCUCCAUGCUGCGUGUGGCGGACUGGAUUCAGCAGUGGCCUGCUAAGGCUGCCAACGCCACUGCCGUCUUCCGCACCUAUGCACCCGCCCACUUCACGGGUGGGAGCUGGGACCACAGUGGUGGCUGCUCGGAAACACAUCCCACGCUUCCUUUUGAUCCAACUACUCCAAGUGACCUCUGGCAAGAUCCCUCUGUCUUGUUUGCCCAAAUAAGCCGAGACGCAAUGACGCAGCCGGAGCAAAUAAGAAAGCCAAUAAUAAAUGAUAUUACCAACAUGUCGUAUUCCAGGAGUGAUGCGCACAUUGCACGCUAUUGGACUGGAGCCAUUGGCUCCGAUUGCAGCCAUUGGUGUCUACCUGGAGUGCCAGACACAUGGAAUGAGAUGCUUUUUGCUUCUUUGACAGCAAACAACAUUUUGUGAUAUAUUGUCAAGAGUGGUGUAUGUUUUGGAUAUUACUCGAGAGGA
Messenger RNA from Closterium sp. NIES-67, 1802 nucleotides. NCBI's taxonomy places the organism in Eukaryota, Viridiplantae, Streptophyta, Zygnematophyceae, Desmidiales, Closteriaceae. The record is from the annotation of a GenBank genome assembly.